This is a messenger RNA of Rotaria sp. Silwood1, 1440 nucleotides long. The record is from the annotation of a GenBank genome assembly. NCBI's taxonomy places the organism in Eukaryota, Metazoa, Rotifera, Eurotatoria, Philodinida, Philodinidae.
AUGGUUGAUUUAGAAUUAAAGAAAUCUCUUCCACUUGAUAAAUCAUACCAAAGAGUAAUCGAAGAUUUAAAUCGAUGGCAUACCAAUACAGUAGCACAACUUAAUGAAAUGCAUGAUAAUAUUCUUCUUGAUAUGAAAAGAACACUUGACGAUGUUCAUCAUUUUGCUUCAUUUACGAAUGAACUUUUAAUUGAACAAGAAAAUCAACUUAAAAAAGCAAAAUCCAAUGAAGAAAUCGAUAUUAUACAAGAACGAAUUAAUCAAAUUAUAUCUGAAGUUCAAUUUUUACAAUUAUUAUCAUUUCGUUUAAAUUAUGAUUCAGUUAAAUUCAAUGGUAAACUUUCAAUAAAUUAUAAUAAUAAUGAAAUAAAAUCAAAUACUUCAUUGAUGCCAACAUUUCCUUGUUUUUCUACUACAUCUCAAAAAAUAUCUGACUCAUUUAAACUUUCAACAAAUAAUAAACAAUCAACUUUAUUACAUACAAAAUAUCGUUUUCUUAUUUCACGAAUUGAUGGUAUUGAAUUAAAAAAAAAAUUGCUUCCCGUUUUUCAUUUAACUUUUUAUAGUAAUGAAUUAAUUAAUGAAUGUGUUUUAACAUUUAAUGUAUCUAAUCUUGAUUCAUCUCUUAAGACAUUUACAUUAUAUUGGAAUUUAUUUCCAAAUCAUUAUGAAAUACGUAUGCUUAUAACACAAGAUAAUGCAUCAUUUCUAAUGGAUAAAUUAAAUGAAAUAUCUUGUUCACUUUUAAAACGUUUUCAAUUAAAUCAAAUAAAAAUUUUUUCUAAUUCAUGUCCAAAAUCUGAUGAAAGAAUUUUAUUAAUUAAUGGAAAACAACGUGAUCUUAUAAAAGAUUGUGUCGAAGAAAUUUAUUUUAAUAUUGAAGAAAAUAAUAAAAAACAAUAUAUAAAACAAAAUAUAAAGUUAUAUAAUCCAGCGAACUUAUCAAAUGAUGAUAUUAAUGAAAUAAUCUUAUCAAACUUGGACUAUGGAGGUUUUAUAACAAAGCAAAAUACACUAACGUCUGUACAUCAUUCACAAAUGCAUGUAACUGAAGAUGAAGAAAGUGAUGAUGAUGAUGAUGAUGAUGAUGACAAUGAUGAUGAUGAUUUAUGGGAUGAAAAUGAUGAAUGGUGGAAUUUUCGAAAUACUCGAGAUAAUAAUACAGACAUUAUUCAACGUGAAAUGAUUAUUAGUAAUAAAUAUGCUGGUGUUGUUAUAGGUGUUAAUGCAUCAUGUAUUGAACGAAUAAAACAGAAAACUGGAGCAUUUGUUUAUAUUAAUGGUGAAACCAAUGAUCUUAAACGAACAGUAAUUAUGAAAGGUACUCGUGAACAAGUUGAUCGAGCAUAUGCAUGUAUCGAAAAUCUUAUUGAAAGAUAUAUAAAUGAUAAAUCAUCCAUGAAACAACAACAUUUACAUGGAAAACAUAAAGAAAAAUAA